This is a messenger RNA of Cuscuta campestris, 1685 nucleotides long. NCBI's taxonomy places the organism in Eukaryota, Viridiplantae, Streptophyta, Magnoliopsida, Solanales, Convolvulaceae. The record is from the annotation of a GenBank genome assembly.
CCAUGUUAAUGACCCAUUUAACUACCGUUUGGGCUUUUCGGCUUUUCCCAUGACCCGGUGAUUCUUGUGCGAAUCGCCAAAUCCCUAGACUGCACAAUUGGCUUCGAGCGUUUGGGAGGACUUAAACCCCUGAAAAAGAACCGAACCCGAAUUUCUACUUGCAGCACAAAUGGAGGAAACGAACAUGGAUGAGAACGAGCAGAGCCGGGAAGCGGAGGUCGCUCCGGCUCUAAUCGCUGUUCACCCGAGUCAAGAUUCCGUUGCCGUCUCCGUCGGGUCGGACCUCCGCGUCUUCAAUCUCCUCCGAUGUCAUUCAGAGUCAUUGUCGGACGAUUCUGGGGGGAACAUGCACAGGGACUCAAUCAGGGCGAUUCGAUAUGGCGCGGAAGGGAAGCUAUUUGUGUCUGCAGGAGAUGACAAGCUUGUUAAGAUUUGGAAUACUGAUUCUUGGCGAUGUAUUCAUACUAUUUUAUCAGAGAAAAGAGUCAGUGCUGUUGCCAUAAGCAAGGAUGGUUGCUUUGUUUGCUUUGCAGACAAAUUUGGAGCGGUUUAUGCAACAGAUUUAGAUAACGUUCAUGAAAAGCGAGAUAUUCCUGACAAGAAAGCAGUUUUAAUUCUUUCACACUAUUGCAGCAUUAUUACUAGCCUGGAGUUUUCACCAGAUGGACGCUUUAUCAUUAGUGCUGACCGUGACUUCAAAAUCCGUGUCACUUUAUUCCCCAAAAACCCAUUAAAUGGAGCUCAUGAGAUCCAGAGCUUUUGCCUCGGUCAUACCGAGUUUGUCUCCUGCCUUGCCUUUGUUUGCAAUCAAGAUUGUCCACAAGGCUUUUUAGUUUCUGGGGGCGGUGAUUCAACAGUUCGCUUGUGGGACUAUGUCUCUGGUUCUCUUCUAGACACAUGUCUUGUUGGAGCACAGGCAGGAGCUGCACUGUCAAAUGGAGGUGAAGAAGAUUUUGUUCCUGCCAUAACUGAUAUAUGUGCCACUCCGGAUGGAUCACUAAUUGCAGUAGCUGUUCAGAGCUUGCCAGGAGUUAUGCUGUUGACCUGUGACCUUUCCAUGACAAGUCUCGCUCUUUUCAAAGUUGUCCCCAUUGUUGGUUCGGAAACCUUCAUCCCAACGAGCUUGGGGACUGCCACGUCAGCAGAUGUGUUAUGGCUGGUCAUGGGCGUGUCGGGUCUGAACGGUUCUUCUGAAUCGACCGAAGGAUCAUUGGUACGCGUGAGGGUUUUAUCCGGUUUCAAGAAGAGUCUUGAGGAAGAAACAUCCCUUCUUGAAGAUAAAGAUGUGCCCGGAGGAGAAGAAAUGCUCCGGAAACUGCAAGGGGAUCUGUGUGUCAAAACGGAGGCCUUCUUGACCGCCGCGGAAGCAGUGAAGGCCGCGAUGAGGAAUCUUUUCAUCAAGAAACAGUACUCUGCCGAUACCCGGGAGUUCAGAAAGAGGGGCCGGAACGACAGAAAAGGAAAGAAGUAAUGGUUUUAAUAAGGUUGUCCGGCGGUCUUCUCGUAAGGUGCUGUUGUAAAACUAGGUUGUUUAGUGUGUGUUAAUUUUAUUGGUUUUUGGUUAUUCAUGAGGCCAGACUUUUAAGCUAGUACCGGAUUCCAACUAUAGCAUUUUUGAAUUUUAAUGGGGUUGUUUGAUGUGUUAUUUGGAACUGUUGUUUCGGUAAGAAAUUCUUCUUGAAAUG